Molecule: messenger RNA, 2875 nt
Organism: Jaculus jaculus (lesser Egyptian jerboa)
Lineage: Eukaryota; Metazoa; Chordata; Mammalia; Rodentia; Dipodidae
Gene: Arfgap1
Product: ADP ribosylation factor GTPase activating protein 1
Exons: 16
Coding region: 450-1727 (425 amino acids)
Biological process (GO): regulation of ARF protein signal transduction; regulation of endocytosis
Cellular component (GO): Golgi membrane
Molecular function (GO): GTPase activator activity
Source: RefSeq, a predicted model, not a curated record
CCGGCCUCCCGUGAGGCCAGGCGCAGCGCUACGUAGUCGGAAGCUGCUGGCGGCUGGUGGGCGACCUGAGAGCCCUCUCCGCUCGGCUCUCCCGCUGACCCGACCCAAGCUCCUGCUCGGCCAGUCGUACCCUGGUUCUGAGCACUCACCGACACAGACCUGGCCUGCCCAGCCCAGCCGGCCUGGGAGGGCCCAUUGCUCUUCACCCUCAGAAGUGUUUCUCCAGAGGUGCCGCGAAGCCUGGCUGACACCCUAGCCUCAGCUCACUUGAUAGCUUCCUGCUUUGGCCUUUGAUUCCAGCAGAGAAAGAUCAAGGAGACGACACUAAAACUGUCAGUGGGACACCUGUUACUUCUGCUCCAGAGUGCUGGUGUGAUUUCCAUACUUGUGCCGCCUUCUGAAUGUGCACCAUCCUCUGAAUUCGAGGGAGCAGCACUCAGCACAGCACCAUGGCCAGCCCAAGAACCAGGAAAGUUCUUAAAGAAGUCAGGGCACAAGAUGAGAACAAUGUUUGCUUUGAAUGUGGUGCAUUCAACCCUCAGUGGGUCAGUGUGACCUAUGGCAUCUGGAUCUGUCUGGAAUGCUCAGGGAGACACCGUGGGCUUGGGGUGCACCUCAGCUUUGUGCGCUCUGUUACAAUGGACAAAUGGAAGGACAUUGAGCUUGAGAAGAUGAAGGCUGGUGGAAAUGCUAAGUUCCGAGAGUUCCUGGAAGCACAGGAGGAUUAUGAGCCCAGCUGGUCCCUGCAGGACAAGUACAGCAGCAAAGCUGCAGCUCUCUUCCGGGACAAGGUGGCUACUCUGGCUGAAGGUAGAGAGUGGUCCCUGGAGUCAUCACCUGCCCAGAACUGGACUCCACCUCAGCCCAAGACACUGCAAUCCACUGCCCACCGAUCCUCUGGCCAGCCACAGACUGUGACUGCCUCUGGGGACAAGGCUUUUGAAGAGUGGCUUAAUGAUGACCUUGGCUCCUAUCAGGGGGCCCAGGAGAAUCGCUACGUGGGGUUUGGGAACACAGUGCCAUCUCAGAAGAGAGAAGAUGAUUUUCUGAACAAUGCCAUGUCAUCCCUGUACUCGGGCUGGAGCAGUUUUACCACUGGGGCAAGCAAGUUUGCCUCUGCAGCGAAGGAGGGUGCUACAAAAUUUGGAUCCCAAGCAACUCAAAAGUUUUGGGGUUACAAGCAGCAGCCAGAGCCGGCUUCGGAAUUGGGCCACAGCCUGAACGAGAACGUCCUCAAGCCUGCGCAGGAGAAGGUGAAGGAGGGAAGGAUUUUUGAUGAUGUGUCAAGUGGGGUCUCUCAGUUGGCAUCCAAGGUCCAGGGAGUUGGCAGCAAGGGAUGGCGUGAUGUUACCACCUUCUUUUCUGGGAAAACUGAGGACUCCUCAGAUAGACCACUAGAGGGCCACAGCUACCAAAACAGCAGUGGGGACAACCUCCAGAACAGCACCAUCGACCAGAGCUUCUGGGAAACCUUCGGGAGUGCUGAGCCCCCCAAGGCUAAGUCCCCAAGCAGUGACAGCUGGACCUGCGCAGAUGCCUCAACGGGGAGAAGGAGCUCAGACAGCUGGGACGUGUGGGGUUCGGGCUCUGCUUCCAACAAUAAGAACAGCAACAGUGAUGGCUGGGAAAGCUGGGAGGGUGCCAGCGGGGAGGGCAGGGCCAAGGCCACAAAGAAGGCAGCACCACCCACUGCUGUUGAUGAGGGGUGGGACAACCAGAACUGGUAGGCCCCUGCUCCGCUCCGGCCCCAGCCCUGAUGGGCUACUGCUGUGUUUGCACUUUACCCUUGUCUUUCGUUCCUCCUGUUUGACCUCUGUGGAGACAGCAUCUCAGGCAGGAUUUGAGUUGGUGCUGCCUGCCUGAUGUGAGGUGGCACUCUUCAAGGUCUCAAGGGACCUGCCAUCCACCUGCCUCUUGGGUUCUCUGAGCAGCUGUCCUGGACUCUGGGUUCUUGGGACCUGGCUGCUAUCAUGGCAGCCCUGACAUGGCUGGGAUUACAGCCCGUGCCACACUAUUGGGCAAGCCAGACAUUUGGUUUAAUUUUUUUUCUUUAAACUUUAAAGACUUGCUCUAGUCCUCUUUUCUUUUUGAAGAACAUGCCUGGAGUCUUAACGAUGGAAAUGAAUGCCAAAAGCAAUACUGGAGCUCGCACUGCCACCGGUGUCCUAAUCUCCAUGUCCAUGUCCCUGUGGCCUGUGCUGUGAAACUCACCCUUGUGACCCUCUGCCUUUCCUGCAUCAGCCCUGCCCAGCCUUGGUUCGUUGACACAGCCCUUCCAUAGAUGGACACGUGCGGCAGAGGGGCCUGCGGCCCUCCUUAUGUACCUAGCUGCUCUCGGCAUUGAACUCAGCAGGCCUGGGCGCCCUAAGCAGCUGAAAAGUGAGAAGAGCAAAAGGCUGGAACAGCUUUGGCUUGCCUGUCCCUUCCCGUGCUGGGGAUGAUGGGCCUGGGGUGCUUCAGCAGCCCAUGUGAUGGGGACCCUUCACCCCAAUACAUAUUCACGACAGCCAGGGCUGCUUCCAGCAUGGGCACUAGAGGGUCAGACACAGGUGAGCACACCUGGUCAUGUCUUCCAGCUGGCCCUGUCUCAUGCCUUGUGGACUUUGGAACACUGGUGCCCUGCAGAUGAGAUCUGGCAUGUGAUGCCAGCAAUUGGUGUGACUGCCUUUCCUUCCAAGAGUUCCAUGAUACGCUAUGUGGCUGUGGCUGGAAUGCCCAGCUGAGCCUCUGUCUCUCAAUACCCACUUCUGUCUGACCCUCAGUUUGACCAGCAGUGCAUGACAUGAAGCUCAGUGUGGUUUAUAUGUGACAUGCUUGCUACCCUCUGCUGGGGAUGUAUUUUUUUGCAGUGCCAUAAAGAGCCAUUGGGUCCUGA